GUCAGUGCAUCUAGUUACUGGCAGAAGGCUGAGGAACGCAAGUCCCGGAGCUUAUAUCAUGAUGUCUUGAGCGUGCAAGGAGCAUGAAAUUUUUUAGACUAUAGCCAACUUCAGCUGCAGUUUUCCACAAUGGAUGAUAGUGAUAGAAAAGAUGCUGACAAGCUUAUUAUAGAUGGAGAAGAGGAAUCUGAAUCUUUACUGAGCCUAUCAAAGAGAAAGCAAGAACAAGGAAACAAGGCAGCCAUAAGUCCCCCCUCUAAGAAGUCGAAGUUAGAAAAUGGGUCCUCGGAGGAAGGCCAAGAGGCGGAGGCUAGGCAAGAGGAAGAGGCCACAGAAGAAAGUGAGCCAUCUAGCCUAGUAAUACUAGAAGAUGACACAGUAGAUUCUGGAAAAGGCAGGCAUCUGGCGGAAUCUUCUGUAACCGAAGAUGAGGAAGAAAGAUCACUGGAUAGUGUUACAAGGGACAUAAUAGCCCAAAACGUAGAAAAUAUUACUACCCCUGAAAGACAGAAAGGAAGAGACACCUCCCCACUGACAGAAAUAGAAGAAUUAGACAUCCCAGAAGAGCUUAAAAAAGGUGUAAGAACAGCAGAUGGGCUAGAUAGGGUAGUAGAAGUAGGCAAAGCAGUAGAAACAGUGCAUGAAGUAUCCUCCAGUGCAGAGACAGAAGUUGCAUCUCAGGAAGAAAGUGAAGUCCUCCGGAGGCAGUUCACGCAGGAGAUCGUGUUGCCGAAAGAAAGCGACAUUUUAAAGGGAGAGAACACCGAUGGACUGGCUCGUCCCCUUACCACUAAGGAGGAAGAAAAGCUUGGGCUUUCUGGCUUAUUCGAAGGCAGGAGCUUAGAAAACAGCUUGACUGAAGGGUUGGACAGUAACAGGGAAGAAACUGUAUUUAACCAAGACAAUGCUGUUUGUGUAGAAACUCAUACCAAAGUAGAACAGCCUGUCUCUGUAGAAACUACCAAGCAGAAGAAGAGGAAAGGCAAGAGGAGGGAGAAGAAGAGAGCUGCAGAAGGCACAGAAGAUGGAGCUCCCAGGAAAGAUGUGAGACCAAAUUUCUUUGUUGGAGUGAAAAUUUCCAAUGCUGAAAUUCAUCAAGCCAUUGUCAAGAUUCAAGAAGAUCUGAUAGCCUUUGAGCCAAAAUUUGCACGAGCACUAAUUGACGUGGCAACCUCACACCUCACUCUCCUGGUCGCACAUAUAGACAAUGAGGAGAAGCUUUGCUUAGCUAUAUCAGCUUUAGAUGAGUGCAAGAAAAAGCUAACAGAUUUCACUACAGAGCCAGUUCAUUUGACAUUUUCUGGAGUUGGACACUUCUCAAACCAGGUUGUGUAUGCCAAAUUGGUAGAAGACGAGCAUUACCAUAGGCUGUUGACCUUAGCUACAGAAGUACGGCAAGUUUUCUCUAGCAUGGGAGUUUGCAUGCCCGAUGUGAAAGACCUCAAUCCUCAUCUCACCAUCGCAAAGACGUCCAAGGCACCUCACAGAAAGGGCAAGCAUUUCCCACGGAAAUUUGAUCCUUCGAGUUACCAGCAGCACCAAGAUACUCACUUUGGCUGUCAGUAUGUGUUUGGCCUCCAGCUCCUCAGCAUGAAUAAACCAAAGGACAAGGAGCGUAUUACCACUGCAGAGAAGAGAUUAGUUUUGAGCUCAACUUUACGGAAAAAACAAACCAUACUGUUUGCUGCUUCCCUAGACGACCUCUCCAGCCACCUGAAAAUGGUGAGAAGCAGCGUAAAAGGGACUCUGACUCUAAUCCAAACUUAUUAUCAUCCCUUGCUGUGUUUGUGACAUGUGCCGCUGCUGCACUAAUACUUGCUGUGGCCAUAUCUCGCUUCAGACGCUAAAGUUGGAAGUGUUAAGCAUGUUGUGGUAUGCGAGAAUUAGAACAGAGCAGUGAAAGAAAGAAGCAUUUAUUAGAGACAUAAAGCUUCAAAUUAUUUUAAGGAAAAAGGAUGAAGGGUAAUGUGUGAAUGCUGUAGACAUCUGUGAGAUAUUACACAGAUAUAGCAUUUCAGUCAACACACAGAUUUUUUAUAUUAUUAUUAUUAUUAUUAUUAUUAUUAUUAUUAUUAUUAUUAUUAUUUAUUAUUAUUGUAAUAUGAAAGCUAUUGUUUUUAUCAUCAAUUUAAAAGAAAUGUCCUUUUUUAUUUUAUAAGUAUGUUGUUGUUAAUUUAUGUAUGGACAAGGGUAUAUGUACAUACAGUGGAUAUGUUUACAUUCUUUCUUAAAGGCAAGGGAGUCUCCCAAUUUUAUGGUUCAAUACGAUACUUGAUUUUUUUGUGUCAGUUUGAAUGUUUCAGAUACGUGCUUCUGACAUUUAGACCUGUAAGAUGCUAUAUCAAGCUGGCAUUUGGUAUGUUUCUCAUAAAUUUUUCAAUAUUGUAGGCAAUACAAUUGCUCCAUUUUCUUAUAUAUGCUUUCAGACAUGUAUUUUGUUACAGGACUACUUUUUGUCUGUGAACAAUUAAAUUGAGAACUUUAAGCACUCCAUGUUGAAAUGUAUAAACUGUUAUGAUGAAAGUGCAGACCAACCUUUAAAUGGCUUUGAAAUGGAGAAUUUAUUACUUUGUUGUAUUCCCUUUAGGCUGCAAAAACUUUUCUAUGUAUUUCAUUGUUUUAAUACAAAGCAACAUUUU
Messenger RNA from Penaeus vannamei (Pacific white shrimp), 2639 nucleotides. NCBI's taxonomy places the organism in Eukaryota, Metazoa, Arthropoda, Malacostraca, Decapoda, Penaeidae. The record is from RefSeq and is a predicted model, not a curated record.